Dalotia coriaria is the source of this 1751-nucleotide messenger RNA. RefSeq names its product protein-serine O-palmitoleoyltransferase porcupine-like. Gene Ontology annotation, cellular component: membrane; endoplasmic reticulum. Bases 291 to 1649 code for a protein of 452 amino acids. The transcript has 7 exons. Gene Ontology annotation, biological process: protein palmitoylation; lipid modification; Wnt protein secretion. The record is from RefSeq and is a predicted model, not a curated record. NCBI's taxonomy places the organism in Eukaryota, Metazoa, Arthropoda, Insecta, Coleoptera, Staphylinidae. Gene Ontology annotation, molecular function: Wnt-protein binding; palmitoleoyltransferase activity.
CCAACGUACAUCGAUUUACUCGCAAACCAUGCGCAGCCAGUGGCAGAAAAGAGAACUAUUAGCUUUGUAUAUAAUUGUGAACCAUAACUACGACGCAAAAGCUUAUACCGUUCGGACUCCUUAUAUCUAUACUUCGUGAAACAAACAAUUAAAAUAAAAUAAAACAAAACAUGAACCUAACCCUAAAAUUUUUUCACACCUAGCUACACCGGUUUUAAAACUUAAGUUUAGUACAUAUUUGAACAAUUCCCAGCGGUUAACUUCAGUGAUUUGACUCAAACAUCAGCAAAAUGUCGUACGAAGACUACAGUGAACCUGACAUGGAAUAUCAGCCAAGUUGGUCAGAGCUGUUUGAAAACUGUAUUUCUCCAACUUUAUCCCAAGCCUUCAUAUUUACUUCACAUCUAUUGAUGUACAAUGUUGUCUACACCUUCAAUCUACACUUUUUUUGUACAUCAGAGAAAAGAUUUCAUAUGCUCACAACACUCACAGGACUAUGUUUUAUCUACAUGUGUGCUUUUCGGUUCAAUGAAGAAGCUUAUCAUGUCUUACCAUUGGUGUAUGGGGCUUAUAUUUUGUUACACACAUUUAAAACUUUGAAUCUCAAUGUUGGAUACUGUAUUGGGAGUGUUAUUGUUCCAGUUUUAAUUGCUUAUGAGUUUGGAUAUCAAAAUCAUGCAGCCUGGCUGAAAAUUAAAAGUGUAGUGAUGGUGGCAAUGAUGAAAGUGAUCUCGUUAGCGUUUGAAAUGAACGAUCCAAAGAGCAAACACCAAAAUAUCCCGUCGAUUUUGGAGUAUAGUGGGUACAUUUGGUGUCCAGGUAAUUCAGUUUUAGGUCCUUGGAUAAGUUAUAAGGAUUACGUUGAGCGUUUUCACAAACAACCGAAAUUAUCUCUCCAAUGGUUAAUCAGUAUUUUUCAAUACACUGUAACAGCUUUACUUUUUGUUGUACUCAGUAAUUGUGUUGUUACGUAUUUUAUCACAGAUUCAGUCAAUAGAUAUGUUUUAAGCUUUAGAGACGCAUUAAUCUUCCGAUUAAGUCAUUAUUUCAUUUCUUAUCUCGGUUCUGCCGCGAUGGUUGCAGCAGCGUUUAAUUCAAAUGAAGAAAAUAACGGAAAAUGGAAGUAUACUAUUACAAAUCCUAUAGAAAUCGAAGUACCGAGAUCGCUUGUAAGUGUCGUGAUCAAUUGGAACAUUCCAACGCACACCUUUUUAAAGAAAUACAUCUUUGCUGGUUUCCUUCCUUAUGGAAACUUCACCGCAGUGUUAAUGACUUACCUCGUGUCUUCGAUGUUACACGGCCUCAACAUCGAAGUUUCUAUGGUUCUGCUCUCCCUCGGAUUCUUCUCGUUCGUACAAUUCAAGUUCCAAGAUGUCGUGGCGUCUUUCAUCAAUUGUUGCACACGCGUCCGAGCAUGUCGCCACUGUCGCCACACCAAUAAGUAUUACAUGCGGCCUAUCUUCAACUUCCUAUUCAUGGCGACGACGGUAGUCUACCUAGCAUACACUGGAUGUUUAAUGACUACUAUAAAUCAUAUUGCUAAUGCCGAUGAAGUUUUUGAUUCUGUCGUCGCACGAUGGCAAGGCGUAAACUUGUACGGGCAUUAUUUAGCCCUCGCCAGCGUAUUUCUAACUUGUAUACUCACAUAAUUGACGUAAUGUUUAUACUUAUUUAUUGAUCAAGUAAUAUCAGUAUUAUUUUACGCUCUAAUGCAAAUUUUACUUACAAAUAUUAAAAGAUACUUACUUUAA